Messenger RNA from Betta splendens (Siamese fighting fish), 2451 nucleotides. RefSeq names its product zinc finger and BTB domain containing 8A (gene zbtb8a). The record is from RefSeq and is a predicted model, not a curated record. Gene Ontology annotation, molecular function: protein binding; RNA polymerase II cis-regulatory region sequence-specific DNA binding; DNA-binding transcription factor activity, RNA polymerase II-specific. The coding region runs from base 768 to 1955 and encodes 395 amino acids. The transcript has 4 exons. Lineage: Eukaryota; Metazoa; Chordata; Actinopteri; Anabantiformes; Osphronemidae. Gene Ontology annotation, biological process: regulation of transcription by RNA polymerase II.
CCCGCUUUUUUUUUUUUUUUCCACGCAGGACCGCAGCGCUCUCGUGUCGCUUUGUAGGUCGACCGACGUCCGGACGGACGCCGAACGAACCCGCCGAGGAGCCGGACGGGGCUUCGCGCGGCGCCGGCGGCGCUUGGAGGUGUCGCGGGGCGGGCGUUGCGCCGUGGGUUGUCGGGCGCUGCGGAGUCCGUCGCGGAGCGUCGCAUGAUUAAAAAUGAACGCGUGUCAUUGAGAGCGUGGCAACGCGAGAAGGGCUAAAUGGGUUAAGCACUGAAGACAUGUCCUGUAAAUGAGGCUGCGGCACUUUUAACAAAAGAAUAAAUAAAUCUAAUAUUCGUUUUUGUUUUCUGACUGUGGUGCGUUCGCGGCACUGCUGGCUGUGUGUGCCUUUCAGCUUCCCUUAGGUAUGAUUUCAGGAUUUUGUCACCCGAUGCUCUCUGACUGGCGUCGGGUGUAACCCAUUAGAAGAAGGCUUUAAUUGAAGGCUCUUACAGCCAAUAACAAUGCAGAAUGAGAAAGUGUGGGCGGGCCUUUUGCGAGACGCUCCACUGGAGAGACAAUGACGGGAUAAUUGACUCCAACUAUGUUGGCAGCCUCAGCGGUGGUUCAACACUGCAGACAUCACGGUGUCUCACCAGAGCAACCUCCUGAAGCAGCUCAACCAGCAGCGGCGCCAGGAGCUCUUCUGUGACUGCAGCGUGCUGGUGGAGGGCCAGCUCUUCAGGGCCCAUCGCAACGUGCUGUUCGCCAGCAGCGGCUACUUCCGCAUGCUGCUGUCCCAGGGCCCCAACGGUCUGUCCGACCCCGUCAACGCGACCUUCGACGUCUUCAGCCCGGAGACCUUCACCGUCAUCCUGGAUUUCAUCUACUCCGGCCAGCUGGACCUUUCCAGCCACAACGUGAUAGAGGUCAUGUCGGCGGCCAGCUACUUGCAGAUGAACAAUGUCAUCAGCUACUGCAAGAAUUUCAUCAAAUCGUCGCUGGACAUCAGCGUGAAGGACGAAGACAGCGACCGAUGUCUCAGCAUGUCCGAGACGUGCAGCUUCACCAGUGGAGCAGGAGAAGAAUCCUCAGAACAGCAGCAGCAGCAGCAAGGCCCCUGUUCCAUCAGUCCACCACCCGCACUGUGGACCAGGGACAACUCCAGAUCCCAGUCUGGCUUCAUAGGGAAGGACCCAGACCUGGAUAGUUCUGCCUCAGCCCUGACUAACCCAAACAGCCCCGUUAACGACCUUAACGUGGAGGCAGAGGACCUACAGGACCCUCACGACCCCCUUUACACCUUGCCUGGGGCCGAGCGCCGGAGAGGGAAAGGGGGAGGCAAGAGGAGAGCGCCUAACAGCACGCGCUCCAGUCAGCACGAGGACUUGGACAUGCAGGAGGCGAGAGCACAAAAGGCUGAGAAGGCAGAGGAGCUCUACGCCACCCUGCCCCAGAUUGUUGGUGUUAUUGGAAACUUUAAUAAAGACUCCAACCCAAUAAUGCGCUUCAAAUGCCCCUUUUGCACCCACACAGUGAAGAGGAAAGCAGACCUGAAGCGUCAUCUGCGCUGUCACACUGGGGAGAGGCCUUACCCCUGUCAGGCCUGCAAUAAACGCUUCACCCGCCUGGAGCAUCUUCGUAGCCAUUUUGAGACAAUCCAUCAAGCCAGGAAGCUCGUGUGCAGGAAGUGUAAGUGCCAGGUCACAGAGGAGACGGGGCACGUCGUGUGCGAGGGCACGCGGCGCUACCGGAUGUGCACGACGUGCAUCCAGGAGGUGGGCUGCGACAACAUCCCCAUGGACAGUCUGGAGGGGCCAAACGAGGAGUCGGCUCUACUGCUGGGCGUGGACGGGGAGGAGGAGGGGGACAGCAAGAGGAGCUGGAUCUUAAAUGACGAUGAUGACCUGGCCGAAGACUCGGGGGCUGACCUCAUCAUCCAGCAAGUGGAUGACAGCGAUGAGGAGCUGCAGUGAAAUGGAACCAAAGUGUGUGUGUGUGUGUGUGUGUGUGUGUGUGUGUGUGUGUGUGUGUGUGUGUGUGUGUGAGUGCGUGCAUGUGAUGAAGCCAUGCACCAAGCAAAUAUAUGCAUAAAUUAUGUGACCCACUGAUGUAAAUACACACAAUUAUGAAAUAUAAAUUAUUCUUUAGUUAUUGCAACUAGUUAGUUUUUUUUGUUGACCUUUGUGACCAAAUGGAAUGCAUUUUGUUAAACUAUGAAUAAGCAGUAUCCAAAGCAUGUAUGUUUCAGUUGUACUUAUAGUUACAUAAAGUUACUCUUUCAAUGUCAAAUUUUGACAUUUAUCUGCUCAGAUAAGUAGUUGGACUUAAGCCAAGAGCAUUUUUAUUUUCAUUUUGAUUGCGGUGGUUUAUAUGACUAUGUUUAUGAUAUGCACUAUGAUAGACUGCGGAAUAUCAUUUAUUUGUUUUUGAUUUUUUUUUACUGUUUUACACAUUAAAUUUAUUUUUAUA